Messenger RNA from Acanthocheilonema viteae, 161 nucleotides. NCBI's taxonomy places the organism in Eukaryota, Metazoa, Nematoda, Chromadorea, Rhabditida, Onchocercidae. The record is from the annotation of a GenBank genome assembly.
CUCCUGAGGAUUCUCCGCCAAAUGCACGAAAUAUACCAACAGCAAAUAUUAUUCCACCUCAACUUAUAACAACAGCGAUUGCGACAACUGGAAGCAUAACGUUACCUAUUAAGCCACCACCGCAACCGACGUAUGAACCACUUUCAGACGAUGAUGAUUGA